AUGGUGAGGAGAGAAGCUAGUAAAGUAACAAGCGAGACCACAGAUGGUGGGAGUGUGCACGAGACCAGAGAUGGUGAGUGUGUGCUCGAGGUCAGAGAUGGUGGGAGUGUGCACGAGACCAGAGAUGGUGAGUGUGUGCACGAGGCCAGAGAUGGUGGGAGUGUGCACGAGGCCAGAGAUGGUGGGAGUGUGCACGAGACCAGAGAUGGUGAGUGUGUACAAGAGGCCAGAGAUGGUGGGAGUGUGCACGAGACCAGAGAUGGUGGGAGUGUGCACGAGGCCAGAGAUGGGGAGUGUGUGCACGAGGCCAGAGAUGGACCCUACAUCAAUGAAACAGUAAACAGUAUAUCUUGA
This is a messenger RNA of Procambarus clarkii (red swamp crayfish), 354 nucleotides long. RefSeq names its product small ribosomal subunit protein bS6-like. The record is from RefSeq and is a predicted model, not a curated record. NCBI's taxonomy places the organism in Eukaryota, Metazoa, Arthropoda, Malacostraca, Decapoda, Cambaridae.